This is a messenger RNA of Cucurbita maxima (winter squash), 1199 nucleotides long. Its product is annotated as F-box protein PP2-B15-like. The record is from RefSeq and is a predicted model, not a curated record. NCBI's taxonomy places the organism in Eukaryota, Viridiplantae, Streptophyta, Magnoliopsida, Cucurbitales, Cucurbitaceae. Gene Ontology annotation, molecular function: protein binding. The transcript has 3 exons. Bases 107 to 991 code for a protein of 294 amino acids.
AGUACAUCCAAAAUCUGAGUAGGAGAGAGAGAGAUAAUCCUCCUUUAAUUUAUCUAUUUAAAUCCAUUUCCAGUUUCCUCUUCCUUAGCUGACACCGAACAACAAAAUGGCCGGAAUUUUCACCGUCGGAAUGUUGCCGGACGACUGUCUUUCCGCCAUUCUCUCCCUCACAACUCCCGCCGACGUCGUGAAACUAUCCCUCAUCUCGUCGGAGUUCCGGUCAGUGGCGGAAUCCGACGUCGUUUGGGGAAGAUUUUUGCCUGAAAACUAUGCCCAGAUUAUCGCCGCCUCUGAUAUCUCCGACGAAGUCCCGUUUCGGUCGAAGAGAGAGAUUUUUUUCCGGCUCUGUUCUCCCAUCCUCAUCGACAGCGGUAAAACGAGCUUCGAGUUGGAUAAAUUUUCCGGGAAAAUCUGUUAUUUACUGUCAGCAAGGGAAUUGGGUAUCACAUGGAGCUCUGAUCCACUUUGUUGGAGCUGGAAACGGCAUCCACAAUCUAGAUUUUCAGAAGUGGCAGAGCUAAGAACAGUGAGCUGGCUGGAAAUCCAUGGAAGAAUAGGGAGACAGAAGCUGUCGCCAAACACAGAGUACGGAGCUUAUCUUAUAGUGAAGAUUACAGAGAGAGCGUAUGGGUUGGAUUUGAUGGCGGCGGAAGUUUCGGUGGCGGUGGGGAAUGGAGGGCGGAUUACAGAGGGCAGAGUAUGGCUGCAGCGGAAACAGAGGAAGGAGGAAGAUUUGGAGAGCUUGUUCUAUGGAAAUAGAAGGGAAAGGGUGAGGAAUCUAAUGGGAACAGAGGAAGAAGAAGAAAGCAAUGGAAUAAGGAGUUUGAAGGAGAGAGAUGACGGUUGGUUUGAGAUUGAAUUGGGAGUGUUCAUGAGUGGGGAAGAUGAUGAAGAUGUUCAUAUGAGUUUAAUGGAGAUUAGAGGCUUUCAGCUCAAAGCUGGAAUCAUCGUUGAAGGGAUUCAAAUUAGGCCUAAACUCAACAUCGAUUGAGUCAUGUAUAAUAAAGUCUAUAUCAUUUUUAAAACGUACCGGUUAGAGAGAUGUUUCCACAUCCUUAUGAAGAAUGCUUCAUUUCCCAUGGAGAUCGCCUUCAAAGUCCUCAACUUUGACAGGCACUCAUGGUGGCCGACCUCUCGUGUUCGACUGAUAUUGACAUUGAAACUAUUAAAUACAAAAUAAUUUGUAAAAUAUAUAGAUA